AUACGCUUGGGCUUAGUACAACCACCGGAACCCAAAUUGCGCAUAUCCAAUCUAAUGCGUGUUUUGGGCACUGAAGCUGUACAAGAUCCAACCAAAAUCGAAGACCAUGUAAGGGGACAAAUGGCCAAGAGGCAAAAGGCCCAUGAAGAUGCCAACAAUGAUAGAAAGUUGACAGCUGAACAGAAGAGCGAAAAAAAAGUACGCAAAAUUAAAGAAGACACAUCUUGCGGUGUCCAUGUUAGUGUUUAUCGCAUAAGAGAUCUGCAGGAUAAUGCCAGCAAAAAGUUUAAAGUUGAAACAAAUGCCAAACAUCUGCACAUGACCGGCACAGUGGUAUUGUUUCGUGAUUGCUGUGUUGUGGUUGUUGAAGGCGGGCCCAAGCAACAGAAGAAAUAUCGACGUUUUAUGUUGCAUCGCAUCAAGUGGGAGGAGGAUAUGGUUAAGGGUCCCGAUGGCCAAGAAGUUCCUAAUUCCUGUGUGCUAGUAUAUGAGGGCACUAGUCAACGGCGACACUUUGGCGAAAUCAAAUUUAAAAUUUUUCCCAUGGAAAAAAUGGCCAGAGAAUUCUUUCAGAAGCAUCAGGUCGAGCAGUACUGGGAUCUAUCAUACUCGGGUGCUGUUUUGGAAGCUUCCACAGAUGAAUAAGUGUUGAUAUGAUAUUUCUAAAAUCGAUAUUCUUUGUAUUUAGGUCUAUAUUCAGGAAAAAAAUGUUUUCUUUACAAAAAUUAAAAAAAUAAAAUCGUUGAUUUCUGGAAAAUCUA
Calliphora vicina (urban bluebottle blowfly) is the source of this 761-nucleotide messenger RNA. RefSeq names its product U4/U6 small nuclear ribonucleoprotein Prp3-like. The coding region runs from base 55 to 645 and encodes 196 amino acids. Gene Ontology annotation, biological process: mRNA splicing, via spliceosome. The transcript has a single exon. Gene Ontology annotation, cellular component: U4/U6 x U5 tri-snRNP complex. The record is from RefSeq and is a predicted model, not a curated record. NCBI's taxonomy places the organism in Eukaryota, Metazoa, Arthropoda, Insecta, Diptera, Calliphoridae.